CUUGGACAUCCUGAGCGCACUACUCCAUGGACAAGAUGUCAUCAGCAGAUUUGAACGCUGGGAAGAAAAAUGCAUACACAGCAAUCAAAGUAGAUCCUGAGGAGGAUUACUGUACCCCAGGUGCAUUUGAAUUGGAGCGACUCUUCUGGAAAGGAUGCCCAAAGUACACUCACGUCAAUGAAGUCUGGCCCAACCUCUACAUUGGAGAUGAGAAAACUGCAUUAGAUCGCUACAGCCUUGAGAAGGCGGGCUUCACCCACAUCCUCAACGCAGCCCAUGGUCAGCGGAACGUGGACACAGGACCAGAAUACUAUCACGACAUGACUGUGGAGUACUAUGGAGUGGAAGCGGACGAUCUCCCCACUUUCAAGCUCAGCCAGUUCUUUUACUCAGCUUCUAAAUUCAUUGAUAAUGCACUUCAGGAUGAAAGAAACAAGGUUCUGGUUCACUGUGCUAUGGGCCGCAGCCGCUCAGCCACAUUGGUCUUGGCUUACCUGAUGAUUUACAAGAACAUGACAGUAGUGGAUGCCAUUGAGCAAGUAUCAAGACAUCGAUGCAUCUUGCCAAACCGGGGCUUCUUGAAGCAGCUCAGAGAACUGGACAAAGCGUUGGCACUGCAGAGGAGGAACACCAAAAACAGCCUACCAUCUCAUGACGAGGAGAACAGCACCACGAUCUAGUGUUGUUCCUGGCAGGGUUGCGCUACUGGAAAAGAAACCCCCAAAACAGGAGUGGAGGGGAAAAGUGUAGUUAAUUACAGUCACAAAGAUCAUUUCUUAUUUGGAAGAAAAAACAAAGUAAUUUCAAAUGCUGUCAAGAUGAGAAAGAAGGGAAACAAAAUUUAAAACCCAUCUCCUUAUAAUGUUCCAGCCUUAGCAGAAUUCUUUGUUACACAUCAACAAAUAAAUGUUACCCUCUACAAAAUUUUUUUCAGCACGAAAGCAAACACAACUUAAAGAAACCCUCUUCUAGCUGAGUACCCACAAAAUCCUGAUCCUAAUACAAGCACAUGACUUUUAAAAGAGCAGAGCUAGGCAUUCCUGAAGAAAUUUUGCAGGAAAAACACCAAGAUGGUGGCAGCACAAAUUAAUCACGUUUAGUCCCAGAGUCCUGAAGGAUUUUGCAGGAGUUUGCCUUUUUGUGUUGUUUCCUGGUAUCUCCAUUUCUUCUUUCACAAUAAUGACCCAGAGCAGCACAGCGUUCAGAGAUCCUUCAGAGGAGGAUCAACUACCCAGCCAUCACCAUGGACUUUGCAGCAGACCAUGCAAACCAGAAACAAAGCAAGACCCUUGGAGAAGGUCAGAUGCCUAAGCAGCUAUAAUGCACAACAAUUCAAGGAGAUACAUACACAUGACAUUUUAACAGUUUCAGUUUUAACUUGUUUUUCCUAAAUGCUUCAACUGCCUGAAUUUUAAAAAGGUCCUAGACAUACAGUAUCCAAGUCAAUUUACUAGUCCACACAAAAAAUA
Messenger RNA from Falco peregrinus (peregrine falcon), 1469 nucleotides. RefSeq names its product dual specificity phosphatase 29 (gene DUSP29). Gene Ontology annotation, molecular function: protein tyrosine/serine/threonine phosphatase activity; MAP kinase phosphatase activity. The transcript has 3 exons. Gene Ontology annotation, cellular component: cytoplasm. Lineage: Eukaryota; Metazoa; Chordata; Aves; Falconiformes; Falconidae. The record is from RefSeq and is a predicted model, not a curated record. The coding region runs from base 27 to 680 and encodes 217 amino acids. Gene Ontology annotation, biological process: negative regulation of MAPK cascade; protein dephosphorylation.